GGCGGUCCCUCCCUUCCUCCCUCUCUCCCUUCCUCCCUCCACCCCGAAGCGGCGCAGCCAUGCGGGUGGGCAGCUGGGCGCGGGGAGUUACGCACCGCGUGACGCUGUGCGGGGGCACGGAGCGGCGGUGCCGGCGACUACUGGCGGAAGGGGCGGCGGGGGGAGGCGCGGAGGCUGGGGCGGCCGUGCUGGUGCCGCUGUGCUCCGUGCGGGGCCGCCCCGCGCUGCUCUAUACGCUGCGCUGCAGCCGUCUGCGCGGGCCCUACGGCGGCGAUGUGAGCUUCCCCGGGGGGAAACGGGAGGCGGCGGACGGCGGAGCGGAGGGCACCGCGCUGCGAGAGGCGCGGGAGGAGCUGGGGCUGAACCUGCGGGAGGAGAGAGUCUGGGGCCGGCUGCGAGAGCUGCGCGACAGGCACGGGAUGCUUGUGGUCCCUGUGGUGGCCAACCUGGGACCCCUGGAGGACCUGACACUGUCCCCAAACCCUGACGAGGUGGCAGAGGUCUUCACACUGCCUCUGGAGCACCUCCUGCAGGAAGAGAACCAGGGCUACACCCAUUUCCGCACUGCGGGUCGCUACGGCUACACCCUGCCUGUCUUCCUCAACGGCCCCCACCGCAUCUGGGGGCUGACAGCCAUCAUCACUGAGCUGACGCUGGAGCUGCUGGCACCCAACUUGUACUGCAGAAAGACCCACGUGCCUGGCCAUGGCAUCACUGCUCCCCAAAAAAGGGCUUGAGCUGCAUAUUGAAGGAGCCGAGGCUCUGAGGGUGAGGGGUUUUGGGCUGGAAGGUUUUGGGGUGGAGGGUGGCAUGGUUUCACCACUGUCCCCUUCUCUGUGCCAUUGCACCCAUGGUCGACGUUUCACGUUGUGAUUUUAGUAAAAAGCCAUGUUUCAA
This is a messenger RNA of Lagopus muta (rock ptarmigan), 897 nucleotides long. It is a transcript of the gene NUDT8, whose product is annotated as nudix hydrolase 8. Gene Ontology annotation, molecular function: coenzyme A diphosphatase activity. NCBI's taxonomy places the organism in Eukaryota, Metazoa, Chordata, Aves, Galliformes, Phasianidae. Bases 60 to 737 code for a protein of 225 amino acids. The transcript is spliced from 4 exons. The record is from RefSeq and is a predicted model, not a curated record.